Amoebophrya sp. A120 is the source of this 2643-nucleotide messenger RNA. Lineage: Eukaryota; Dinophyceae; Syndiniales; Amoebophryaceae. The record is from the annotation of a GenBank genome assembly.
AUGGGCGACAACGCGGACGACGAAAUCGCAGGCAUGCUCCUCCAUGGAGGAGCAGCGUCUUUGCCGUUUUCUGCCGAAGUGUUGGAUGGGCUUGCACAUUAUCGUGAUACGAGCUCCAGAAGCCGCAGCAGCUCGGCGGACGCCGCCGCGGGAAGUAGAUUGCCAGUCGUCGCAACGAGAGGAGCUCAAAAUCAAACCGGCCGAUCAUUCCACGGACACUUCGGACCCGCGACGGCUGUGGAAGCGGCAGACUACCUCGACCGUGAUGCGCAGGACCACGAGCAAUUCCCGAUCGUUCCAUACCAACACGGGCAACAACAGCAGCAGCUUGCGCUGGCUCCCGUAAGUGCAACAGCCAGCCAAUCUUCUACCGACGCGUGGCUUCGCCGUGUUCCCGUCGCCCCCUGGGACCCGACCAGCCCAAUUCCCGCGAUCGAGCAGCUCCGUGAGAUGCAACAGGGGUUAAGACAACUCCCAAAUGUCCACUCCGAGGAAUUCGUCGAGCGGUUUUUCACCCAACUUGCGGAAGAAGGUAGACUUUCCGACGAGUUGUUGAUCAACCUCGAGGCGUUCCGCCGCGCCAUGCGUUUAACGGCGGUCGUGGUGCAGGAGCAGGGCAGACAGUUGUUAGAAGCGGGCGCGAACGUGGAACAGGCGCGAGCACACAUCGAGGCGGGCGUGGAGAUUUUAGAGCGGAUUGACCAAAUGGAUCAAGGCGUCCAUAACUUCACGCAGGGAGUUACCAGUGGCGCUCUAGCGGUGAACGAUGAUAGCCUGUGGGACAUGCUGCCGGAGAGCGUGAAGUUCGGUUGCAAGGUGGUCGGCGGCAGUGUUGUCGUCGUCGCGGUCAUCAUUUUUGCGGACAAAGUGGUCCCUUUUAUCCUCUGGACGGGACACGGAGGGGCCGCGGCCGUUGGCGCGGUUGGGGCGAUUUUUGUGAAGGUGAAGACGCUUCUUGGGUCGUGGCUAGCGUGGAUCAGUGGGCACAACUGGCUGGCGGUAUUUUUGAGUUGUGGUUUAUUGGGUGGUUAUACUUGAGUGGCGUGUCCCUGUCGUGCUAGUUCCAUGUACGUGUAGCUUCAUGUGCGAUAGUUAAAAGAUUUGCCUCCCGGUGCCUUUCGCAUAACAAACAGAAUUCCCGUACAACCAGCUGCGUUUAGAUCAUAAAACUUUUGUACAAUAUUUUUCGAACAAUGAAUCCCAGGUCGCUUCCGCCGAUCCUGUGAUCAGGACCGCCUCCGUCGGGAGUAUGAGCGGUGCCAUGAUAGGCUUUGGCGCCGGAACACUCGCGCUUUCGUCCGAGCAAGAGAGGGAUAAUAACCGAGCGUUGCUGGGGAGAGGACGCGGCUCCCCAUCUGCUUCGAAGAAUGGCGGAGAAUCUACUCCCAGUGCCGCCGUCGGGUAUGAUUCCGGCGCUGCGUCCUCCUCCUCCACCUCACAGGAGCUGCCACGUAGUAGUAUCCAGAUCGCAUACGCUACGAACGAGUACGAGUUAGAACUGAUGCAACGGCUCGCACACGGUGGUUCGCUGAAGCCCGCGGACCUUGACGCAGACGGCAGUCUCCGGGGUAGGCAGCUGCAUCAGCAAUGGCUGCUCGACCAGCUCCCGAGGUACACGAUCACGGCGGCCGGGGGGGUUGUUGGGGUUGGAAAUAUUAACCCCGCUACGACCGGCGAUGAAGACGAAAUUCCUAUAGAGUACACUACCGGUUCAACACCAGCAAGUGGGAGUGGUGCUGCUACCACGGAAGAUCCACCGAGCGCAGCCGAAGACAUUGACAUGUAUCAUCUCGGCACAAUGUUCCACUAGUACUAAAGAAUGUGAACUGUGACUCUAUCGAUUAAAUUUAGCGUGAUUGUGACAAAGGGUAAGACCAAAUAUAGAGUCUGUGAUGUGGUAAGUGUGAUGAAAGAACCCGAACACCUGGUCACACCUUGUCUAGAAAUUCGAGGUCUGCACAAGCACGACCAUCCGCCACCAGGUUUGGAAUAAAGCAUAUAGCAUUGCCAUACUUCUAUUCUGUUGAACGACGAAUGGUUUAUUUGUAGGGGAGAAAGUUGUAAAUGGAUUGGAAUUUUUACGCAUUUGGCUUCGCAUCACGUUGCACAGCACUGUCAGAGAGAUUUCGUUUCGAAGCUCAAGAUAGAUAGAACCUACACCAUCCGUGCCAGAGAGACAACUAUAGAUCAUUUUGUAGAAGUUGUAGCCUAUCCUACGCAGUAAAGAGACGCGUCAACUUCUAGAGCUAUGUCGAGAUAUUAACUCGAUGACGUGCGUCCUAUUGCUAUUGCACUGCCGUUUUAUUAUUUUGAUGACUUGAUAGCGAGACUAGCGAGCAAUCUAUUUCCGAUGGAACGAUCUUGUGAAGCACUUGAAAAGAUCUUUGUUAAAGACCAAUUUGUUGUGUACAUGUACAAUAUUUCUUGAAAUUUUCCUGCGUUUUCUGGAUCGAUGGAGAGCCCUGGUUCGGACCGCAGGCACGGGCUUGUCAACCUUGUGACGAGAGUGUGCUGAGUGAAAAAAGAACAGCUGAUUGGCUCAUGGAAAAGUUUUGGAAGACAGCAGCACGGCGUACGACUCAUAAAAAGACAUACAGCACAGUUUUCCACAAAAGAAGAAUGUUUGCCGGUACAAAAGACAAG